Messenger RNA from Glarea lozoyensis ATCC 20868, 2058 nucleotides. Its product is annotated as Subtilisin-like protein. The record is from RefSeq and is a predicted model, not a curated record. Gene Ontology annotation, molecular function: tripeptidyl-peptidase activity; serine-type endopeptidase activity. The coding region runs from base 1 to 2058 and encodes 685 amino acids. Lineage: Eukaryota; Fungi; Ascomycota; Leotiomycetes; Helotiales; Helotiaceae. Gene Ontology annotation, biological process: proteolysis. The transcript has 4 exons.
AUGGUUUCUGUAAAAGUUAUAGCUCUUUUGGCAGCAGUCUGUGGGUUACUAGAUGCCACCGCAAUUCCCCCACAUCAUGAGGUACACGAGAAGCGAGAAGUCUUACAUCCAAGAUGGACAAAAGAAAAACGUGUCGAGCCUCGGAAACUACUUCCCAUGCGCAUUGGUCUUGCUCAAAAUAACUUAGACAAAGGCUACGAGCACUUAAUGGAUGUUUCCGACCCAUCAUCCUCAAAUUUUGGCAAGCACUGGACUGCUGAUGAUGUGAUCAACGCAUUCCGUCCGUCAGAUGAAACAGAAAGAGAAGUCCGCAACUGGCUAAUAGAUGGCGGUAUUCCAUCAAGCAGGAUAUCUCACUCUGAAAAUAAAGGAUGGUUUGCCUUUUACGCUACCGUCGAAGAGGCCGAGAAGCUUCUGUACACCACGUACCACGAGUACAAAGAUUCCGUUACCGGAGGUGUAAUGCCUUCAAGUGACGAGUAUCAUUUGCCAAAGAAUAUUCGUCGUCAUAUCGACUACAUUACCCCGGGUAUCAAACUUCUAGCUCCUGUUGAAUCGUGGCAGAAGAAACGGGAUUCCAAAAUACCGCAGGCGAGGAAAGACAUCGAGAAGCGCAUUUUGCACGAAGUCCUUCAAACGUCUCCUAAUGGUCACUACAAUAACAGCGACCUAAGCACGUGUGAUGUAGCAAUUACACCAGCCUGUAUUGCCGCAUUAUACAAGAUCCCACCAGUUUCCCAUAGACUACCACACCCAAACAAUAGUUUGGGUAUCUUCGAGUCUGAGCUACAAUUCUAUACUCAGUAUGACUUGGACUCGUUCUUUACCAAUUAUACUUCAGGCAAGAUUCCGAACGGAACGCAUCCGGUAGCAGCAAACAUCGAUGGAGGCAUGCAAGCUUCUGAUGAUCUCAACUACGCUGGUACAGAGUGCAACCUAGAUCUUCAACUCGCUUAUCCUAUUGUAUAUCCCCAAACACUUACAGAUUACGAAGUCGAUGACUAUAUUGUGCAAUCCGACCAAGAAGAUACAUACACCUUUGGCUUCAACACUUUCCUCGAUGCUCUAGACGGAUCCUACUGUACAUUCGCCGCCUACAACGAGACCGGCAAUGACCCAAACCUAGACCAAGCCUACCCAGAUCCCAGAAUCGGAGGCUGGGCCGGAAAACUCAUGUGCGGCACCUUCAAACCCACAAACGUGAUCUCCCUCUCCUACGGCGGUCAAGAAUCCGAUCUCCCUAUCUCAUACCAGAAAAGACAAUGUCUCGAAUACAUGAAACUAGGACUCCAAGGCGUAUCCUUCCUCUUCGCCAGCGGCGACUCCGGAGUGUCAAACUACCCAGGCGACAUCGACGGUCCAACAGGCUGUCUGGGCCCCAACCUCGACGUCUUCAACCCCACCUGGCCCGGCACCUGCCCCUUCGUCACCUCCGUCGGCGCCACCAAAGUCUACCCCGGCAAGACCGUCUAUGAUCCCGAAAGCGCCGUCUACGACCCAGCCGGGCAUCCUUACUCCGUGAAUUUCUCCUCCGGCGGCGGGUUCUCCAACGUCUAUCCCAUCCCAAAGUACCAAGCCAGUGCCGUGUCGACGUUCUUCGAGAAGCACAAUCCGCCGUAUAAAUCGUAUAGCGCGCUUGCUGGUGAUACUAGCAAUAUCACGAAAAAAGCGGAUAUUGAUGCGCUGGUUGGUAGUUCGGGUGGUGUGUAUAACCGAAUUGGUCGUGGGAUUCCUGAUAUUGCUGCGGUGGGUGAUAAUAUCGCUGUCUACUCAGGCGGGCGUGUUCGGCUUUCUGGCGGGACUUCUGCGUCUGCGCCUAUCGUCUCUGCGGUGUUCAACAGGAUCAAUGAAGAGCGGCUGAAUGCUGGGAAAUCGCCAAUUGGGUUCUUGAAUCCGAGUUUGUAUGCUAAUCCGGGCAUGUUGAAUGACAUUACGAAUGGAACGAAUCCGGGUUGUGGGACUGUUGGGUUUUCGGCUGUUAAAGGUUGGGAUCCGGUGACGGGAUUGGGGACGCCGAAUUUUCCUAAGAUGUUGGAGUAUUAUAUGAAAUUGCCAUGA